AUGGAGCAAGGGAUGGUGGUGGAUUUAGAGUCUCAGGCUGAUAGAAGACCAGACAGUGAAACCCCCGGUAUCUUCAAGAAUGCCAUUCGACCCGUCACAGUGAAGUUUGAAGACGUGGUUUACAAAAUCAAAGCUAAGAAGAGCACCAAGUCCGAAGAGAAAGUGAUCUUAAACAGCGUCAACGGCCUAGUUCAACCCGGCGAAAUCUUAGCCAUGCUCGGCCCCUCCGGAAGUGGCAAAACAACCCUCCUAUCCGCACUCGGAGGCAGACUUGGAGGCCGACUAGGAGGUUCCAUAACCUACAACAACAAAACCUUCACAAACACAAUGAAAAGAAACACCGGCUUUGUAACGCAAGACGAUUUUCUCUACCCGCAUUUAACGGUGACAGAAACCCUAGUCUUCACGGCACUUCUUCGCUUGCCCAACACGCUAUCCAAGAGAGACAAGGUUAUGCAAGCCAAUGCAGUGAUUACACAGCUCGAAUUAACCAAAUGCAAGAACAGUGCCGUUGGUGAUCAGUUCAUGAGGGGUAUUUCGGGCGGGGAGAGAAGACGGGUUAGUAUAGGACAAGAAUUACUCGUAAAUCCCAGCUUGCUCUUCCUGGAUGAACCGACGUCGGGGCUCGAUUCAACGACGGCUCAGCGGAUUGUCUCGGCACUGUGGGAUUUGGCAAGUGGUGGGAGGACGAUCGUGAUGACUAUACAUCAACCUUCAAGUAGGCUGUUUUACUUGUUUCAUAAGGUGAUGUUGUUAUCGGAAGGAAACUGUUUGUAUUUUGGGAAGGCGUCAGAGGUUAUGGAUUAUUUUUCGGGCAUUGGCUAUGUUCCUUUGAUCGCUAUGAAUCCUGCAGAUUUUCUGUUGGACCUUGCUAAUGGUCUGGCACCUGAUGGAUCAGUUGACAAUAAGAGCAAGGUGAAGCAGAAUCUGGCCUUGGCCUACAAGAAUAACCUUUUAGAUAGAUUGAAAACUGAACUUCAAGAAACCAAUAACUCCAGUCAAUUUCAAGAUGGAUCUGCACAAAACAAGAAGUUUGGGAAAUGGCCCACAACUUGGUGGCAGCAAUUCUCUGUGUUGCUGAGGAGAGGAAUGAAAGAGAGGAGGCAUGAGGCCUUCUCUGGUCUCAAGAUUGGUCAGGUGUUGGCUGUGGCUCUUCUUGUUGGCCUACUAUGGUGGCAAUCUGAUAUUGCACACUUGCAGGAUCAGAUUGGGCUUCUCUUCUUUAUGUCUGGAUUUUGGGGUUUCUUCCCUCUCUUCCAAGCAAUCUUCACCUUUCCACCAGAGCGCAAGAUGCUUGAAAAGGAAAGAGUUUCAGGCACAUACAGACUCUCCUCCUAUUUCAUGUCGAGGAUUGUUGCUGACCUCCCAAUGGAACUUGUCCUUCCAACCCUAUUUGUCACAAUAACAUACUGGAUGGCAGGCCUCAAACCGUCGGCUGCAAACUUUUUCCACACCUUGUUCGCUCUGCUCCUCAGUGUUUUAGUAGCUCAAGGCAUGGGGCUUGCUCUUGGGGCUUUGGUGAUGGACCAGAAAAAGGCGACGGUUCUCGCAUCAGUCAUCAUGUUGUCAUUUCUUCUAGCUGGUGGCUACUAUGUUCAACAUGUUCCUGCUUUUAUCUCUUGGAUCAAAUACAUAUCACUAAGCAACUACUCCUACAGGCUCCUUCUGGGUUCUCAGUACAAGAAAAGUGAGACCUACCCAUGUGAUGGUAGGGUUUGCUCAGUUGGAGAAUUCCCAACUAUAAAAUCUGCUGGGCUCGAUGGACAAUCGAGUGCUGUGGUUGCUUUGGUCAUUAUGGUUAUGGGUUACAGGUUCAUCAGUUAUUUAGCUCUCAUGAGGAUUGGAAUUACAAAGAAGAAGCACCCUUAGAUUCUUAGUUAAUUAUAUAUUAAAGAUAACAAGCUAGUUUGGUUUGUAGGGAAGACAGAAGAGAGGUUCACAAAUGAUUAGUACUUGUAGAUUAUAUAUGCAGUUCUUGAUCUUUUGGGUAGAUAUUUUCUUCCCAAGUUAUAAGAGAGACAUAUGUGAGAUACGCAGUUUGUGUGAGUUUUUCAAUAGCAGGGUAGAGAUCAUGUAGACAUUUGGUGUGCUCUGACAUUACAUCUAUGAAUAAUAUUGUGACAAUAGUAUUUUCGGGCCA
This is a messenger RNA of Malus domestica (apple), 2140 nucleotides long. RefSeq names its product ABC transporter G family member 9-like. Gene Ontology annotation, cellular component: plasma membrane. Gene Ontology annotation, molecular function: ATP hydrolysis activity; ATP binding; ABC-type transporter activity. Lineage: Eukaryota; Viridiplantae; Streptophyta; Magnoliopsida; Rosales; Rosaceae. Gene Ontology annotation, biological process: transmembrane transport. The record is from RefSeq and is a predicted model, not a curated record.